Molecule: messenger RNA, 3031 nt
Organism: Salvelinus fontinalis (brook trout)
Lineage: Eukaryota; Metazoa; Chordata; Actinopteri; Salmoniformes; Salmonidae
Product: dysferlin-like
Exons: 28
Coding region: 1-2967 (988 amino acids)
Biological process (GO): T-tubule organization; vesicle fusion; monocyte activation involved in immune response
Cellular component (GO): cytoplasmic vesicle; T-tubule
Molecular function (GO): calcium-dependent phospholipid binding; calcium ion binding
Source: RefSeq, a predicted model, not a curated record
AUGGACAUGUGUGUGUGCGUGCGUGUGCGUGUGUGUGUGUGUGUUUCAGGCGGGACUCGCUACCACCUGCGCUGUUACCUGUACCAAGCCAGAGAGCUGCUAGCCAUGGACAAAGACAGCUUCUCAGAUCCCUAUGCCAUAGUUUCGUUCCUCCACCAGAGCCAGAAGACGGUGACAGUGCGUAACACGUUGAACCCCACCUGGGACCAGACACUCAUCUUCUACGAGGUGGAGGUGUUUGGAGACGCUGAUGUGACAGAGAGAAACCCUCCUAACAUAGUGGUGGAGCUGUACGAUCAGGAUACAUAUGGGGCAGAUGAGUUCAUGGGUCGCUGUGUGUGUCAGCCCUCCACGACCCCCUCCCCUCGUCUGGCCUGGUAUCCAAUCAGGAGGGGAGACAGGAGCGCAGGAGAACUACUGGCUGCCUUUGAACUCAUACGGCGAGAGAAGCCCGCUGAUCAUCACAUCCCUGGACAUGAGGGAGACAUUCCCCCUCACAUUAUGGAUGAGGUCUUUCUCACUGGAUUCCUCUCAGAAAACCAGCAAUGGCCCAAGGAUUCCGACCUGCCGUGCCCGCCCCCCCAGAGAGAACCCAACGUCUACAUGGUUCCUCAGGGGAUCAAACCGGUUCUACAACGUACUGCUAUAGAGAUCUUGGCAUGGGGAGUGCGUAACCUGAAGAGCUUCCAGCUAGCUAGCGUUACCUCUCCCAGCCUGCAGGUGGAGUGUGGAGGCAACAUGGUUCAGUCCUGCGUCAUACGAUCUACAAAGAAGAAACCCAACUUCGACAUCAACACACUCCUCAUAGACGUGAGACUGCCCUGUGAGGAGCUGUAUAUGCCACCUAUCAUUCUGAAGAUCAUAGACAACAGACAGUUUGGGAGGAAACCGGUGGUGGGACAGUGUACCAUCAGGAACCUGGAGGACUAUCGCUGUACCCCUGAGGAAGAUGGGGAGGAGGAAGAGGACGAGCUUGAGGAGAAUGUCCCGACACCUCGUGACGAUGUUCUGAUCGACAUCGACGACAAGGAACCCCUCAUCGCCUCACAGUUUACAGACGGAACCAAUUCUGAAAUUAUUAACAUCUCUGGCUCCUCCAGCCAACAUCUGUUACAGUGGGAGGAGGAAGUGAUGGACUGGUGGUCUAAGUUCUAUGCUUCGACCGGAGAGACGAACAAGUGUGGAAACUACCUGGAGAAGGGAUGUGACACACUACAGGUGUAUGACAGGCCACUGGAGAAGAUAGAGGGAUUUGAGAGGCUGUCAGACUUCUGCCAGACCUUCAAGCUGUACCGUGGGAGGAACCAGGAUGAAGGAGAGGACCCUUCUAUAGUCGGAGAGUUCAAGGGUAUGUUCAAGAUCUAUUCUCUCCCAGAGGACCCCUCGACCUCCGCACCCCCCCGACAGUUCCGUCAGCUACCCUCCAACAGCAUUGAAGAGUGUCUGGUCAGAGUCUACAUCAUACAGGCCACCGGACUUCAACCUAAAGACGCCAACGGAAAGUGUGAUCCGUAUGUGAAAAUCACUCUGGGCAACAAGUCCAUCAACGACCAUGACAACUACCUACCCUGCACCCUGGACCCUGUGUUUGGAAAGUUGUUUGAGCUGUCCUGCUCCCUGCCCAUAGAGAAGGACCUGAGGAUCCAGCUAUAUGAUUAUGACAUGUUGACUAAAGACGAGAAGAUCGGAGAGACCGUUAUUGAUCUGGAGAACAGAUUUCUGUCCCGCUACGGAGCGUGUUGUGGCUUACCCCAGUCCUACUGCCUAUCUGGUGUGAACCGGUGGAGAGACCAGUUGAAGCCAUCUCAGCUGCUAGUCAGACUAUGUGAGAGGAGGCACUAUAGGAGACCAGUCUAUAAACAGGACAGAGUCUUCUUCAGAGGACAUGAAUACACUGCUGCUGACUUGGACGACGCAAAGCCCCCCAACCUUCAUCUGGGGCCCUUAGUGGAACGUUUGUCCCUUCUGAUCCUGCGUAGACAGGGGCUGGUGCCUGAACACGUGGAAACACGAGCCCUCCUUAGUCCUCUUCAGCCUGACAUGGAACAGGGGAGACUGCAGUUGUGGGUGGAUGUCUUCCCCAAGUCCCAGGGCCCUCCUGGACCUCCCUUCAACAUCACACCACGCAAGGCCAAGAAGUUCUACCUGCGUUGCAUCAUAUGGAACACAAGUGAUGUCAUCCUGGAUGAUGUCAGCCUGACCGGGGAGAAGAUGAGUGACAUCUACAUCAAGGGAUGGCUCCACGGCCACGAAGACCAUAAACAGAAGACCGACGUCCACUAUCGCUCUUUAGGAGGAGAGGGAAACUUCAACUGGAGGUUCCUGUUCCCUUUCCACUACCUACCGGCUGAACAACUCUGUGCCAUCGACAGGAAGGAACACUUCUGGAGUCUGGAUAAGAACGAGACGAAGGUUCCUCCUAAAAUCACCAUCCAGAUCUGGGACAACGACAAGUUCUCUUUCGACGACUAUCUCGGUUGUCUGGAGAUGGAUCUUCAUCACAUGCAGCGACCAGCUAAAUCCCCAGAGAAGUGUACGUUAGACAUACUGUCACAGGGACAGGACAAACUGGUGUCGCUGUUCCAACAGAAGACGGUCAAGGGCUGGUGGCCGUGUGUGUGUGAUAGCAACGGGGAGAAGAUAAUCGCUGGUAAAGUGGAGAUGUCUCUAGAGAUCGUUUCAGAACAGGAACAGGAUGAGAGACCAGCAGGACAGGGCAGAGAUGAACCCAACAUCAACCCUCACCUGGAGGAUCCACAACGUCCAGAGACAUCGUUCCUGUGGUUCUCCUCUCCCUACAAGACGUUGAAGUACAUCCUGUGGGGGAGAUACAAAUUCCUCAUCCUCCUCUUCAUCCUCCUCUUCUUCCUCUUCCUCUUCAUCGGAGUCUUCCUCUAUUCCUUCCCUAACUACGCAGCCAUGAAGAUGGUCGGACCGUUCAGUGGACCUGCUAAAGGAACUAAUUGAACAACUAGCUAAAUAAAAAAAAUAAAAAAGAGGAGGACGAGAGAAGGACGAGAGGAGAGAAGGA